CUGGGCGUGGGCGGCGCGGGCCGCCUGCCGCUCGACUUCCGCAACGGCGACCUGGUGUCGCGCCUGCUGGCCGCCACACCGCCCUACCUCUACAACAUGCCGCUCGUUCCGCACUCCUUCUUCUUCAGCGAGAUGCUGCGCAGCUUCGUGCAGGCCAAGGCGGCCGACGCGCCCAGCCGGCGCAGUCGCAAGCGGUCGUGGCGGGAGAGCAAGAUGCUGUCGGUGCCGCCCCCGCCGCCCCCGGCGCCGCCGCUGGAUAAGCCGCUGGAGCUGACGACGACGUCGCGGCCGCCGCCCGCGCACGGCGCCUGCUCGCCGCGCGACGAGAAGCCGCCACCGCCGUCUCUGUCGCCCGCGCUGCCGCCCCCGCCGCCCCCGCAGCUGAUGCUACCGCCGCCGCUGCUGCCGCCCCCACCGUCCUCGCACGACUCCUCGCCCACGCUGCCUCCGCCGCCCGACAUGCUGCUGCCUCCGCCACCUCCUAUCUGGUACCCGCCGUUGUACCCGCUGGCGCCACCGCAGCAUCACCACGCUCCGCCGCCGCCAUACGGAAUCGACCCUCUGCACUUCUUCAUCGACCUGCGCGUCUCCGGACACAUAUGGGACAGAAAGGCAGGCGGCCAGGGCUCUGCCGGCGCCAAGGAGGAAGCGCUGUGCGGCGGCGACGACAAGCAGCGGCCCGCCUCCGUGGGGCUGGUCAAGCACACAAAGCACUGCUCGGCCUUCAGCGUGCCGCAGCCGCAGCCGCAGGCCCAGCUGCAGAGGGCGUCGCCGCCCUGCCCCGCCAGGCACUCGCGGCGCGGGCCGCACUACCUGCUGCACAACCUGGCGCGCAUCUACAAGGACGUGCGCGGCCAGGCGGCGGCGUGCUCGUCGCCGAUGCGGGAGGCCGCUUCCCCGCUGUCGUCUUCGACGUCGGCGUCGGCCUCCGGGGGCGGCAGCGGGGGCGGCAAGGCCUCCUGCAAGGACCUGCGCGCGCUCAUCGGGCUCGAGCUGGUGGUCGACUACGUGAAGCACGAGCACGGCGGACGGCGCCGCGGGGGCGACGACGGCCCCGCCCCCGCGCCGGCCGGGUCCGGAGGCGGCGGGUCGCGCACCUCCUCCCCCGCGGCCACCGCCGCCGCCCCCGCCGUGUAA
Messenger RNA from Schistocerca nitens (vagrant locust), 1137 nucleotides. Its product is annotated as serine/arginine repetitive matrix protein 1-like. The transcript is spliced from 8 exons. The annotation marks the transcript as partial. The record is from RefSeq and is a predicted model, not a curated record. NCBI's taxonomy places the organism in Eukaryota, Metazoa, Arthropoda, Insecta, Orthoptera, Acrididae.